Molecule: messenger RNA, 4644 nt
Organism: Vitis vinifera (wine grape)
Lineage: Eukaryota; Viridiplantae; Streptophyta; Magnoliopsida; Vitales; Vitaceae
Product: protein MEI2-like 4
Exons: 15
Coding region: 1086-4085 (999 amino acids)
Molecular function (GO): RNA binding
Source: RefSeq, a predicted model, not a curated record
CUCUUUUCAAAGCCUCCAACCGAACUUACCUUUCUCUCUCUAUCUUCUCUGUCCCUUUCUCUCUUUUUCUCUCAGAGGAGCGAGCGACACCCCAGCGGCAUCUCGCUCCUCCGUCACAUGCCAUGAUCGCCGGCCGGGAGAGCCACCCACUUCCGACACGACCACCACCAGCACCUAUCGCUCUUUGUCUUUUUCUCUUUUGAUAAAUAAAAAAAAAAAGCUAACAAAAGGAAAAUAUUCUCUCUCUCUCUCCAUUUCUGAAAGUUUCAUAGCUUGCAAUGCAGGGAAAAGGGGAGAGAGGGUAUCGAAGCUUGGUAGGCAGCUGGCUACAAGGCACAUAUUCUGAGAUCCCUUUCUCUUCCCCCAUGCCUUCUCUCCUAAUUCAUUCCCUUUUCUCUUCUUCUUAAAUGCCUCCUCCUCCAUCUCCUUAUCCUCCCCAAUCAUUGUAAAAUUGCCCAGCUUUUGGAAUGAGCGAGGUUCGCUGUAGGUUUAUGAUCCUUCAAAAGGUGUGAUUUUAGCUCUUGACGGUGUUUCGUUCAAUUUUGUGGCGUUGGAGAAGAUCGGAUUGUUGAAUUGUGCCUUUUUUUUUGUGCUUCUGUUUCGCGCCGAUCUUUGUCGGUUUUUCGAUUUAGAUGUUUGUACUUGUUCUCUCUGUUGAUCCUCUUCAAUCGAUCUGGAAUAAGCCUUCUGGAGCUUUCCAGUUCCGAAUUGAGUUCCAGGAAUGCGUUUUUUUUUUUCCUUUUUGAUCCGGUUUCAGUCCAUUCUUUGGUUUUCUUAGCGUCUUUAUCUGUUUGGUUGCCGAUUAAAACUGAAACAGUGAGAAGCUUGCUCCAGCCGGGCUAAAUUGUUGUGUUUGGCUGAGUUAGGUGGUGCUCUUUGUUUUCUCAGGUUGUGUGUAAUGUAAAACACAAUUAUUCAAAAAUCAUUUUGUUUACUCAUCUGCCAAACGGCACCUUGAUUGUUUGGUCGUUGGUAGAAGGUUUGUCAUCUAUGAAGCUUAGACGGAUCCAACAGUGAAAAACUCUCGAGUGUUUUUUUUUUCUUUCUUUCUAGCGGUUUAGACAUUUGGGUUUUCCAGUUGCACAAUGCCAUUUGAAGUCAUGGACCCGAGGGGUGUAUCUGCAUCGUCCCCCUUGUUUGAUGACAUCUGUUUUCCUGCUGAGAGACAAGUUGGAUUUUGGAAGCCCAAAAUCAUGUCUGAUCACCAUGCAGAAGGAGAUGGAGUAGCACGAAUACCUGGCAGCAAGUCGGUUACUUCAUCGCCCUUGGAAAAACUUUUACCAGUUGGAUCAAAGUCAGUGGAUUACUCGGAAGGACCAGAGUCCUAUCUGGCUAGAGACCAGAAAGAAAAACUGCAGGUAAACAGAGAAGAGGGAACUGCUAAUUUGUCUAGGACUCCAUGGAGAACUGUGGAUCACAAUUCAAAAACAUGGUCAAAUUUGUACGUGCAGCCUGCUUCCUCUUACGUGGAAGUAAAAAAGACUAGUAUCAAUGGAGCCCUAUAUGAGAGCAGUCUCUUUUCAAGCUCAUUGUCUGAAAUAUUUAAUAGGAAGUUGAGAGUAUCGACCAGUGAUGUUCUAUCUCAUCAGUCUGCUGGCACUGUUGCUCCUCACUCUGAGGAAGAGAAGCUCUUUAAAUCCCUUGAAGAAAUUGAGGUUCAAACCCUCGGAAAUCUCCUUCCUGAUGAAGAUGAGCUAUUUUCGGGAGUGGUUGAUGACAUGGGGUAUAAUGCUCAUGCAAAUAAUGGUGAUGAUUUUGAAGAUUUUGAUCUGUUUAGCAGUGGUGGAGGCAUGGAACUAGAAGGGGAUGAUCAUUUGUGUAUCAGCCAAAGACAUUCUGAUUUUAAUGGGGGAAUUCCCAACAGUCAAGGAGGUUCUAAUGGCUCACUUGCAAGUGAACACCCUUAUGGUGAACACCCUUCCAGAACACUUUUUGUGCGAAAUAUCAACAGCAAUGUUGAAGAUUCAGAAUUAAGGGAUCUUUUUGAGCAAUAUGGAGACAUCCGAACACUUUACACAGCUUGCAAGCAUCGCGGGUUUGUUAUGAUUUCUUAUUAUGAUAUAAGGGCAGCCAGAAAUGCAAUGAGAGCCCUUCAGAAUAAGCCACUGAGACGGAGGAAACUUGAUAUUCAUUAUUCAAUUCCAAAGGACAAUCCUUCGGAGAAAGAUAUCAACCAGGGUACCCUUGUGGUAUUUAACCUUGAUUCAUCUGUUUCCAAUGAUGAUCUUCGUCAAAUUUUUGGCAUUUAUGGAGAAAUUAAGGAAAUCCGGGAAACUCCACACAAGCGGCAUCACAAAUUCAUUGAAUUUUUUGAUGUUAGAGCUGCAGAAGCUGCUCUUCGUGCAUUGAACAGGAGUGAUAUUGCUGGGAAACGGAUCAAGCUUGAACCAAGCCGUCCAGGGGGUUCAAGACGGUGUUUGAUGCAACUGUGCUCUUCUGAACUGGAGCAAGAUGAAUCCAUUUUGUGUCAAAGCCCUGAUGACAACUUAUCAUCUGGUUGCAUGGCAGCGGUUUCUCCUGGAAUAAAGACAUCUAGCUGCAUGGAUAAUGUAUCUAUCCAGGACUUGCAUUCUGCAGUUCGAAUGCCUAUUGGUUCAUUUGUUGAAAAUGCCACUUCCCAUGGGAGUUCUAGUGUUCCAAACACCUUGCCCUCACCGAUGAGAGUGGUAUCCAUCAUCAAUGAAUUUGGUCUUGGUGAAACCAGCAACACAUUGGAUCAGAUGAAGUUUGGCAACCAAAGUUUUCCUAAUUACCAUCCUCAUUCCCUCCCUGAGUAUCAUGAUAAUUUAGCCAAUGCUAUUAGAUACAACUCUUCUAGCACAAUUGGGGACAUGACUGGUCAUGUUGGUCCGAGAAUAACAGAGGGAAUUGACAACAGGCACAUCCACAGAGUGGGUUCAAAUGGGCACCCGAUUGAACUUAAUGGAGGGGCUUUUGGCUCAUCUGGAAAUGGGAGUUGCCCUGUUCAUGGACUUCAUCGUGCAUGGGGAAACUCCAGCUCGUAUCAGCAUCAUUCUUCAAGUCCCAUGAUCUGGCCAAAUUCUCCAUCAUUUAGUAAUGGUGUUCAUGCUCAACGGCCCACACAAGUACCCGGAUUUCCUAGACCUCCACCUCAUAUGCUGAACAUUGUUUCACCUGUGCACCACCAUCAUGUUGGAUCAGCACCAGCUGUUAAUCCCUCCCUUUGGGAUAGACGGCAUGCCUACAGUGGAGAAUCUCCUGAAACUUCUGGUUUUCACUUGGGUUCUCUUGGGAGUGUGGGUUUUCCAGGAAGUUCUCCAUUGCAUCCCUUGGAAAUGGCUUCUCACAUCUUUCCCCAUGUUGGUGGAAAUUGCAUGGACAUAUCUGCAAAUGUCGGGCUGCGCUCUCCUCAGCAGAUUUGCCAUGUAUUCCCUGGAAGGAAUUCAAUGCUUUCAAUUCCCUCUUCUUUUGAUUUGCCUAUGGAGCGUGUGAGAAACCUCUCACACCGUAGAACUGAAGCCAAUUCCAACCAUACUGAUAAGAAACAGUAUGAACUUGACAUUGAUCGUAUAUUACGUGGGGAAGACUGCCGAACGACACUGAUGAUAAAGAACAUUCCCAACAAGUAUACUUCAAAAAUGCUUCUUGCUGCAAUUGAUGAACAUCAUCGAGGAACUUAUGAUUUUAUUUAUUUGCCAAUUGACUUCAAAAACAAAUGCAAUGUGGGCUAUGCUUUUGUCAACAUGAUUGAUCCUCUUCAUAUUGUUCCAUUCCAUCAGGCAUUCAAUGGUAAAAAGUGGGAGAAGUUCAACAGUGAGAAGGUGGCAUCUCUUGCAUAUGCUCGAAUUCAAGGAAAAACUGCUCUUAUUGCUCAUUUCCAAAACUCGAGCUUGAUGAAUGAGGAUAAACGUUGCCGCCCUAUUCUAUUUCAUACUGAUGGUCCAAAUGCAGGUGAUCAGGAGCCAUUCCCCAUGGGUAGCAAUAUACGAUCAAGACCAGGCAAAGCUCGAACUAGUGGGGGUGAGGAGAGUCAGCAUCAAGGGAGCCCAACAACUUCUGCAAAUGGAGAGGAAUCUUCCAAUGGAGCAGUCACUUUGUUGGGUUCUGCCAAGGACUCAGAUUAAGCAAACUGCUUUCCAGAGCACUAACUGUAAGACCCUAUAUCAACUACAAAAAUCAUAUCAUAUCCAUCCCAGUUCUGUAUUUCUGGGGUGGCCUGACGGAAUAGUUUUCACUAUAGAGAUGCCCCAUUAAAAAUUUUGGUGACCAGAAUGCAUCACCAAAAUCGAAGGGAGUUUACCUCACAGUUUUCUUCGGUUAUGUAAAAAUUUGUAUUGGGUUUGAUCACGAGUACAGUGACUGGCUUAACAGAGGCUCAGGAUUUUGGGUUGUGAGUAAUAUACAAUGUACAGGAGUUUCUGAGGGAGGUAAGAUUCAGGGGGUCUUCUCGGCCUUAAAUAUUUUUUUUUUUUUCCCAAUCACAACAAUUCUCUGUAAUUCCUUCUUUUCUGGGAAAGUUUUCGAGUCCUUGGUGGGGUUUCUGUUUUUGGCCUGGACAAGGGGGUGUGAUUACUUGAAAGAGGGGAGAGGGAGACAUUACACAGCAGACAAAUGUUCUGGUCGUGGAAAUUUUGGAAGUGCUCUUGCUUACUGUUAAAUGAAUACCCUUUUUUGUUGGUAUUA